Molecule: messenger RNA, 1262 nt
Organism: Hibiscus syriacus
Lineage: Eukaryota; Viridiplantae; Streptophyta; Magnoliopsida; Malvales; Malvaceae
Product: thioredoxin-like 1-1, chloroplastic
Exons: 5
Coding region: 56-940 (294 amino acids)
Biological process (GO): cell redox homeostasis
Source: RefSeq, a predicted model, not a curated record
AUAUUAGUUAAAAGAAAGAGAGAGAGAGAGAGAGAGAGAGGAGAGAAAAAAAUCUAUGGCUGAAGUUUUUGGGAAGACAAAUCUGUUUCCGACUGGUAACUAUAACCAGAAGAAGAAUCUAGAAGGUGGAGCUUGUUUGGUCCCUAAGAAAAUUUCUGAGUUUUGUUCGAAACACAACAGUUUUCCUUCUUUGAAGGGGAAAUCUCUGGCUUCGAAGAGUGAUUUUAAUGGUCAAAGAGUCGUUUUUUUGGAGAAGAAAAGUAUGAGCAAGAGAAGUUUUUCUCAAGUUCCCAUCAAAGCACAGAUGCAAACUGGGCUUAUCAAUCGAGCUAAAAAAUGGUGGGAGAAAGGGCUUCAACCAAAUAUGAAUGAAGUUUCUUCUGCACAAGGCUUGGUCGACUCUCUUUUGAAUGCUGGUGAUAAGCUUGUCGUGGUAGAUUUCUUCUCCCCUGGUUGUGGUGGUUGCAAGGCUCUUCAUCCUAAGAUUUGCCAAUUUGAAGAGAUGAAUCCAGAUGUGCAGUUUCUUCAGGUGAAUUACGAGGAGCAUAAAUCGAUGUGCUAUAGUCUUAAUGUUCAUGUGUUUCCUUUCUUCCGGUUCCACCAAGGCGCUCAGGGGCGUGUAUGCAGCUUUAGCUGUACUAACGCCACGAUCAAAAAGUUCAAAGAUGCAUUAGCCAAACACACACCGGACCGAUGCAGCCUCGGGCCAACAAAAGGGCUGGAGGAGAAGGAGCUUUUGGCGUUGUCAGGGAACAAAGCCCUCGCCUUUCACUACACGCCAAAGCCAGUUCAACCAACUCCUGUUCCCACUCAUGAACUGACUAGUAUGCCAAAUCAAGUUCCAUCUCAUUCAAAGACAAAGCUCCCGCUUUCAGUCCCGAUGACAUCCUUAAAGCAAAGGGACAGCGAGGAGAAAACCUUGGUUGGUGUUGGGAGAUGAUGUAGUAUGGUUUUUGUGCCAUCCCCACCAUCCGUAUUACAUUACCAUUCCCAGGUUCAUCUUUCGUGUGCUAACUUGUUCAUAUUAGAAGAGAAGAACAUAGUAUAUCGUCUCCCAUGGAGUUGCGGAGCAAUUCAGAUUUAUAAUUUUGGAUCCUAGCCCUGCUUGAUUCAAGCGUGGGUGUGAACUUUCGAAGGCGAAAAUCAGUGUAUUUUUUAAGGUUUUAUUUUUAUGUUCAAGGGAAAACCCCCUUUUGUGAAUGUAGAAAUCUUGUGGUUAUUGUACAGAUGCUGAGACUUGAGAGCCUUCUACUUUUUUUCUU